Molecule: messenger RNA, 1520 nt
Organism: Neohortaea acidophila
Lineage: Eukaryota; Fungi; Ascomycota; Dothideomycetes; Mycosphaerellales; Teratosphaeriaceae
Product: aspartic peptidase domain-containing protein
Exons: 5
Coding region: 432-1520 (362 amino acids)
Source: RefSeq, a predicted model, not a curated record
GGCGGAGAAAGCUUGACGCCCGACUAGUUGGUUGCAUCCCUGCCCUACUCCUGAAAGAGCUCGACCGUGCUCGAUGCAGCGCUGAGAUUGCACAGGAUAUCGGGAGACCUUCAAAACGCAGACAUGAGAUACGCCUUGGCUGAUGCCUGAGGCCGGAUUGGGCUCAACGCUCCUCGAAACUACUUCGCCUGAUGUAGACAGACACCGUCUGCCGUUACGAGGCUGGCAUCCUUCGCCUCCUCACACUCUUAUCACCCUAAAUGCACGGCCUGGAAGGAUCAUCAGGCUGCUAAGUUAAGCAUUUCCCCAGACAUGGGUCGGUCAAGGAGGGGCUGUGCCGCCCUUGGUCGUAUGUAUUGCGCCGGUCGCGCUGGGUCUCAUCAUCCGCCUGAAUACCUUUCCCUGAGAAUAACGAGCACGCUUAUCACGGCAUGUCGCCGUCGUUGUGGACUGCUUUGGCAGCGGUGAGUACUGCCUACGCCGCGAGCGACAAUUCUCAAGUCUUUGCUCUGCCGGUCAAAGAUGUCUCGCUUUCCAAUGGCAAGCUCAUGCGAGGCGUGCCAAUCUCCGCUGGCACGCCUUCACAAUCGUUCGCUGUAGUCCCUCAGGCACACUUUGACGAUACCAUCCUGUACACCAAGAGCAGUGGCGCAUGUGCUAGCAACGCCACUUCUGCGACCUGUGUGACCCUCUGCGGGGGCUUGUACGAUCAACAGACCUCCUCCUCGAGCUCGACAAUCGACCAAGACCCUGGCAAUGACUCGAUCGUCGGAGACGAUCUACUAAUAGGCAACUCGUCCCUCUCUGAUUACCCAAUCGUUCUGCCCAUCACGGAGUGGGGGCCUACCGGCAACACCCUGGGCAGUCUCGGUGUCUCACCGAAUUCGACCCUGCUCAACGCCCUGCUCACAGCCGGCAAGAUUGCAUCUCGCUCCUACUCGUGGUGGUGGGGCGUGCAGACCUCCACCAAUCUAGCUGCGACAGACGGCCAACUUGUCCUGGGAGGAUUCGACGCGGCCAAGAUGCAAGGAUCGCAGUACAGUUUCCCUCUCGUCGCCCCCACCAGGACUGCGCUUCUGGCAUGCUUGCAGGCGUGCAUUAUGCCCGAUGCGCCGCUCAUAGCGUAUAUUCCGCAGACCCCGUACUUCAAGACCUUCCAAGCGCUCACUGGGACGUCGAACGUGGGUACCGAGUUGCAGCCUGCGACGUUGAACUACCAAGGCAUGCUAUUUCCACAGAGCAAUGUAUACAAGGGCAACCUGACCAUCAGCAUCAACAACGAAAUCGCCUUCGAAUUCCCAAACGACCAGCUCGUCCUCCCCAACGCCAACGUUCAACCAGACGGCUCCAUCCUCGCAGACCAAGCGGCACCCGAAUUGCUCCUGGGCUCAGUCCUGGGUCCAAGCUCGGGCUGGGCAGUCCUGGGUCGCUCGUUCUUCCAAGCCGCGUACCUCGCCGUGAACUAUGACGCGGGCAACUUUACUAUUUCCCUGUGGGCCAGGGAGGAGCGCCUUGCUUGA